Molecule: messenger RNA, 1628 nt
Organism: Zerene cesonia (dogface butterfly)
Lineage: Eukaryota; Metazoa; Arthropoda; Insecta; Lepidoptera; Pieridae
Gene: NGR-A34
Product: RYamide receptor
Exons: 7
Coding region: 366-1478 (370 amino acids)
Biological process (GO): G protein-coupled receptor signaling pathway
Cellular component (GO): membrane
Molecular function (GO): G protein-coupled receptor activity
Source: RefSeq, a predicted model, not a curated record
AAUAUCUCAACUACAAACUCGCCGUAAAAAUAUCGUGAACGCAUCUUUAGAACGUGUUUUCAAAUUCAAUUUUUAAUCUAUGCUCGUAUAAUAGAGUCCGUUUUGGUCUGUGCUAUUUUGAAAAAGCGCGGGAGUAUUGUUUUGUUUUCUGUGCUGCGGACAUAAAGUUGUUUUUAGUCUGUGCUUUUUGACGUUUCUUAUGGGAUAGUGACGCGUGGGAACGCUCGGGAGCGAAGAAGCGCGCGUGAACCAACGAUCUGUCCAAAGAUACAAAAUUGUAGCAGAUAGACACAUCCCAAUAUCCGUUUCCAAAUACACUAUGGUACGUAAAACCAGCCGAAGAGAUAAUCCUGAAAGCCUCAGCGAUGCUCAUCAUUGGCGUUAUUGGAAUCUUCCUGAACUCGAUUAUCCUCAUUAUCCUGGUGAAGAACAAGUGGCUCUGGACAGCCAGCAACUUCCUGAUAGGAAAUAUGGCAUUGCUCGAUAUGCUGACACUGAUCUUAUGUCCUUGGUUCAUGCUGGUUAGAGAUUUCUAUCAAAAUUACGUUUUGAAAAACUUCGGCUGCCGCUUCGAAGGGUUUUUGCAAGCUACACUUCUAUUAGCUAGUGUUAGUGCAGUGAUGCUUGUAAGUUACGAUCGACUGGCUGCAGCAGCACUGACUUCCGAAGCCAGAGUCACUAAAGCAUUCGCUCCGAAGUUGAUAGUUAUAACCUGGCUUGUGGCAAUGGUCAUUUCAUUACCCUGGAUAAUGAAAAGAGAGUACAUGGAACGUCAGUGGAUGAAUUUUUUGGAAAUGUACUGCGUUGAAGAUAGAAAUUUCUUAGAGAUUUAUUGGCAUUUUAUUUUGUUGUUGUUGGUUUGGCUUCCAUUAGGUGUGAUGGUAAUAACUUAUGGGGCUAUAAUCUGGCGUUUAGAGUGGAGUGCUAGGGAACUAUCCUCUCGCGGAGGAGGUCAAAUAGUUUCUAAGGCAAGGGGAAAGGCUAUGCGCAUAACUGCUAUGGUUCUAUUGGCAUCUACGAUAUGCAGAGUGCCAUAUACUGUGCUUGUUUACUGGAGAAAUAAUAUGUCUAAGGAGAUUAAUUCGGUUGAAGGUGGCUUUGAAAUUCUGUGGUUCUUAGCUAGCUUUCUGAUGUACCUAAACUGUGCUAUAAAUCCUUUGAUCUACGGCUUCACAAAUCUCAGGUUUAGACACGCUAUGGACCGCACACCAGGUCUUGCCUGCUUUAGGUUUGGCUCUUGGUGUUGUAUAUGUACUCUUGUUGCUCGAGAUUCCAAAGACUUGGAUGUUAAAAAUGUUGAACGAAUAUACGUUAUACAAGAAACACCAUUGCCAAACAAGAAAUUUACGCAUGCAUUUAAGAACUUCCUUCAUAUCAAUAAGCAAACACUUGAAUUAAGUGUUCUGAGAGUAGAUGAAGUAACUACGAAGCCUACGAAAGUGACUCCUUUAAAAAUGGAGCAGUGUAACGAAAUAUAGUGUUAUGCUUACCUUUUCUAAGAACAUUUCAUCUUCCAAUUUCUGGGAUGUUUGUUUUACAGUCUACAUUGCAUUUAAAUAUACUGUUAGUUGAAUUACACUACUCUCAACUAAUAAUUUACGUAAGGUCUGCAAUCGACCUUGCACCUC